GCGCGCUUGCGCGGCGUAGCCCCGGCAUAGCCCCGGGCUGCCCGUGUUGGCCGCGCCAUUGUUGGGGGAGGGGGGGACUGCUGAGCGCGGCAGAGUCGGUGGGCGAGCGGAGGCGGCGACGGCGGCCAAGAGUGGAAGCACUCCAUGGGGAACACGCUGACCUGUUGCGUGUCCCCCAAUGCCAGCCCCAAGCUGGGCCGACGCUCGGGGUCGGCGGAGCCGGACUACGAGUCUGAGGUCUAUGAGGCAGCGGCCGGGGACGCUGUGGCAGUAGCGCCGGCGCCUGCUGCCCCGGAGCCCGCCGAUUUGGAUUUCGGAGCCGGCGAGGGCCACCACCUGCAGCACAUCAGCGACCGGGAGAUGCCCGAAGACUUAGCUUUGGAAUCCAACCCUUCUGACCACCCAAGGGCAAGCACAAUUUUCCUGAGCAAAUCUCAAACAGAUGUGCGAGAAAAGAGGAAGAGCAACCAUUUAAACCAUGUAUCUCCAGGGCAGCUUACUAAAAAGUAUAGCUCAUGCUCAACAAUAUUUCUAGAUGACAGCACAGUCAGCCAGCCUAAUCUUAGAACCACAAUAAAAUGUGUGACCUUAGCAAUAUAUUACCACAUAAAGAACAGAGAUGCAAAUAGAUCCUUGGAUAUUUUUGAUGAGAGAUCACAUCCACUCACACGAGAAAAGGUUCCAGAGGAAUAUUUCAAGCAUGAUCCUGAACACAAAUUUAUUUACAGAUUUGUUCGUACUCUUUUUAGUGCUGCACAGCUAACAGCCGAAUGUGCAAUAGUAACUUUGGUUUACUUAGAAAGACUUUUAACUUAUGCUGAGAUCGACAUUUGUCCCACUAACUGGAAAAGAAUUGUUUUGGGAGCCAUUCUUCUUGCCUCCAAGGUUUGGGACGAUCAGGCUGUGUGGAAUGUGGACUACUGCCAGAUCCUCAAGGACAUUACAGUUGAGGACAUGAAUGAGAUGGAAAGGCAUUUUCUGGAGCUACUUCAGUUUAAUAUUAAUGUUCCUGCCAGUGUUUAUGCCAAAUACUACUUUGACCUUCGCUCCUUAGCAGAUGACAACCACCUGAAUUUUCUGUUUGCUCCUCUUAGCAAAGAAAGAGCACAGAACCUAGAGGCCAUUUCCAGAUUGUGCGAAGACAAAUACAAAGACCUAUGUAGAGCUGCUAUGAGAAGAUCUUUCAGCGCUGAUAAUUUCAUUGGUAUUCAGCGCUCUAAUGCCAUCCUCUCUUAAAGGAAAAAUGAGAGGCUGUAACAUCAUGAGCCUCUCACCUACAAGGACUGGAGAAAUAUCACUUCUCCUGCUCAAAAACCAGCAAUGUUAUAGUAUUUUCACCUAAAAGACAAGACAUCGAAUUCGAGAGACUCCUAGAUUGCAAGGACUAUGCUCAUAGGAAAGAAUGGGACCUUGUCAAUGCAACACACUGUCCUUUUUAAUGUAAACAGAGUUACAAAAACCACUCCAAAGCAAAAGCUCCCAACCUACACACAGAUAUCUGCUUACAGUGUAGGCUGAUAGCUGUGAACUAUGUGAGGUUUUUAAUUGAAGUUUAAAUUUUUAGACUUUAAAGACACUAACUAUAUAACUUUUAUGUCUUUCCUCCUAUUUUUCUCCCCCACCCCCCAUAUUGCUGCAUAUUCCUUCAGAGUCAAUGCAGUAUUACCAUUAAAACAUGGGACCCCUAACAACCCAUAAAGCCACUUAGGAAUAGACUGUAGCACUGUUAGGUAUGGAAGGGUUGGUUCUCCCUCCCUGCUACAUCAUUGAAGCUGCUAGUCAUUACUGGCAAUCAGUUUAAACCAAAAAGCUGCUGAGUAAUACUUAUCAUUCAACUUCUUUGCAAGCACUGCUUAUUAGCAUGGUAGCACGUUUGGGAUACUAGAAAGUAUCGGUCAUUGAUUACCUACUAUUGGGUCUAUGCUGCAUACCUUACAAACUAUAAUGGUGCUUCUCAUUUUCUGAUGAUUUUCCUUUGUUAAAUAAAUGCAUCAAAAGGGAUUUUCAUAAUUCCAGCCAACAUGGUGGUCCGGUGAUAACAAGCAGGUAGUGAAAUAGAAGGUGUCCCACAAGUCUUAGUGCAAUUUUAAGCUUUGAUACAGUGUGCUUGGUCCCCCGAGGGCACUGCUGCAGAAAUAUAAAUGCCACACACUUUCAAAACAUCAUUUGAAAGUUUAAUUAAAUUCUCUUAAACUUAUGUGGUUUUGUAAAUUUUAAGUAUUAAGCUUUUAAUCUUACAUUUAAUGUUUUAGUUUUAGCCCCGUCUUGAAGAUGGCAAAGAUUGGCAUCCGCAUGUUAGCCAAUCUUUGCCAUCUUCAGGAGAGGGGCUGAAACAAAAACAUUAAAUAUAAGAUUAAAAGCUUAAUACUUAAAAUUUACAAAACCAAAUAAGUUUAAGAGAAUUUAAUUAAACUUUCAAAUGAUGUUUGUAAGUUUGUAGCAUUUAUACUUCUACAAGUGUCAAAGCUUCAAAUUGCACUAAAAUUUUAGGGGGGAUACUUUGUAUCUUCAUAGAAAUGCCCUUUUUUAAAAAUAGCUCUUUGCAGGGCUGUGCUCUAUACCUGCUUUGAUUACCGAAGUUUCUUUUUUUCCUAGAUUUGGUAAAGGAAGAUUAUGAAGAGCAGUGUUAAUUCACAUGUAACAAAUUGAAAGGAAUUGGACCCUAAUAGUAGUGAUACGAAACAGCUUUUCUACCCUACGUGUUAACCUGGCUGCAGGUGUCCUUGGUAUUUAAGAGAAAACAUACAAAUCUUAGUAACCCUUACCUCAGGCUUUAAAGGGCAGGGAGUUAAGUAAUCAAUCCUUUAGGAGAUUGGUAAAAUGUCAAACUUGAAAUACUAACAAAAAAAUCUAAUGUUUUCAACUAUAUGAAAUCUUUCUCCUACCUUCUCAAAUGUAUUGAUGGAAAUUUUGCCUAUAAACAAGCAUUUCUGGGCCAAGGAAUACUUUUCCCUCAACAUAGCAAAGCUUCACAUUAUAUUGAGUGCUGCAGGUUCCAUCACUUUUAAAGGUCAGAAACAAAUGAUAGGUAAAUAAUGGUAUAUAAAAUAUUACAAUCUACCACCUCAAAAAACAUUGUUUAUGGAGUUUGGAGCUUGGAGAGUCAAGUAUUGAUUGCAGUUUUAUUUUAAAAAGAAUGCUACAACUUAACGUGGUUUUUCUUCCUCAUGUUUAUAUUAAAAGCUAUUAAACUCUAUUUUAAUUAAAAUA
Pteropus alecto (black flying fox) is the source of this 3210-nucleotide messenger RNA. RefSeq names its product cyclin Y like 1 (gene CCNYL1). Gene Ontology annotation, molecular function: protein kinase binding; cyclin-dependent protein serine/threonine kinase activator activity. The transcript is spliced from 10 exons. Lineage: Eukaryota; Metazoa; Chordata; Mammalia; Chiroptera; Pteropodidae. The coding region runs from base 145 to 1236 and encodes 363 amino acids. Gene Ontology annotation, cellular component: plasma membrane. The record is from RefSeq and is a predicted model, not a curated record. Gene Ontology annotation, biological process: regulation of canonical Wnt signaling pathway; regulation of cyclin-dependent protein serine/threonine kinase activity.